CAACAACUUAACCCAUAACCCUGGGAUAUUAAUGCACUGUAUAGACUAUAGCUCAUGUAAUGGCUUCGACUGUUCAGCUACAUAUCAAUAUAAUGGUUACGUUACUAGUAUGCAAGAUUUCAAAUUAAACUUCUGCUUUGGCCUGGUGCUCAACCAGUGUGAUAAUCCAACGAAUAUGGUUACAACUAUCGAAGUGCCAGAUAAGAAUAUCAAUUUCACCCAAAAAUAUUAUGACGAUGAAACAUAUCAAAUUCCAGGUGCAACAUUUGAUCUUGGUGUAGGGACUGCUGAUACCUUUGUAGAUGUAACUCUUGAGAAAUCUGAUGAUGGAAAAUUCAUCACUAUGGGGUUACUGCUGAAAGUGCGUGUCAAAGUCCCUAUAUUACCAGCACAGUGGCCCGAUGAACUCAAGAGAGAUGUUUUUCCCCCAACUACCAUUCCAAUACCCCCAUGUAAAGGCAAAAAGGCACAAACGCCACCCCCAAGACACAAUUGUGUUCCUCCAAAAGAACAUUCUGGGGUCCACCCAUCUUCACCAACAACUUCUAGACCCCCUGUGAAGCCUCCCACUGGAAGACCCCAUAAACCAGUAACAACAAAACCACACACUCAACAGCCUCCAGUUAUAGAUGUAAAAGGGAAAAAAUGUACAUCGAGUGUAGAUUCCGGAAUAAUUGGACAGUGUGGGGAUAACGGGAAGUGUAGCAACGGAAUAUGUGGAUGUAUGGAUGGAUAUGCCUUUAAUGCCAUAACACACUCCUGCACAGCUCAAGUUAACAAAUUGCUAGGAGCAGGUUGUGAGCUGAGUCUGCCAGAAUGUGGUUAUAAUGCUAUUUGCAAGAGGAAGUCCCAAUCAUCGCAUAGUAGAGGUGGUGUGUGUGCAUGUGAUGUCAGUAAUCACUUCAUUAAGACUUCAGUAAAUGGAGGAAGUGCUUGUGUGCCAGGUGAUGCCACAGAAACAACAAAGGCCCCUGCAGGCAUUCCAGUCACUCCACAAGGAAAAGUGGACCAUGGGAAAGAUGCUUCUGACACCCCAUCUACUUCAAACACAGUUGCUAUAGCAGCGAGUGUUGGCUCCAUUGGGUUUGUACUCUUAGUGGCAGGCCUAGUUGGUGCUGCCAUCUUUAUACGACGUCGACGACUGAGGUAUCGAGAUCAUGAUGUCCUGCUAACAACAGGAGACGAAGGAGAUGAUGAGCCCAUAUAGAAGGCACAUGAAGGAAAUAAUUUUCAAACUAGAGACUGUUACCAACAUGAAGGAUUAUAAAGAAUUUUUAGCCCAACGGGAGAAUUUCCUAAUCUAUAAAUUAUGUGUAAUUAAUUUUGCCUCAAAAGUUGAGGAAUUAUCUCAAACGUCUGAAAAGAAAUAUUUUGGGAAAAAAUAUUUUGUACAAACACAGCUAGAGAAUUCACAUUCUCCAAACUAUAUCAGCUGAUGAAAGAUUUGUUCAUAUUUACUUAUAUAUUUGGGGGAAUUAUCUCAUACUACUACUAGGAUGACUUGGCAGAAUCCUUGCAGAUGCAUGUAUACAGCUAUAAAAAUUUGGUAUUUUAAAAUAGAAAUAUUGCUUUUUUGUGAAAUGCUGAAUGCAUUUGAAACAUGAACUUGCCAUUGGGGAUAGAGAUUUAUGUAUUAUAUAUGUUAUAGUAUAUAUAUACACUAGUAAAUGAAUCCAAGAUAUAUGUAUAUAUUAUAUCUGCUUAAAGGUUUCCUGAAACAGUGUAUAAAGUUAUACUAAAGGAAGAAAAUUAUUUUCAUUUAGGUGUGUUACUGUACAGUUUAUUAUAGCACAUGUUGUAUUUGACAUGACGACGUGUUUCUAGAUGUAAUUUUAUUUGAAUUCAAAUUGAAUCAAAUAAUGACAGAUCUGAGAGUGAGAUAAAAACUGUUUUGAUCAAAAUAGAACCAAGCAAUUGAUGUUGUUUGAAUAUUAGCAGUGCAUAAGUGAACGAAGCUAAAACGGAUGAUCUAAAAACUAGAAUUAGAUUCAAAGUCAAAUUUGGAGUGUAAAGUACAACCUAUCAUGUUGAACACCAAUAAAACUUAUUCCUUUGCCACAUUUUUGUGGCUACAUAGAACAAAUGAAUGGAAAUUUAAGAUUACUACGCAAAUACGAAACUGAACAAAACUCUAUAUAUUUUGAUAUUAUAUAACUUAGGUUUAACCACACUGGUGCAUAAACAAUGUUAAACGUGUCCCAUUGUCUCCUGAAGGAGUGUUAACCCAGGAAUAUUCUGGUAGAUUAUCUAUUUUCAGUGUAGGUGAUUGCCGGUAUGUAUCACUCUACACAAAAGUGUAUAUUAGUGGUAAAGAUUGGAUUAGAUCAAGUGGAUUGGAUUCUUGUAAAAGGUGGAUUGGAUCAAGUGGAUUGGAUUCUUGUAAAUGUGGAUUGGAUUCUUGUAAAAGUUUGAUUUGAUUGGGAUAGUCAAACGCAAAUGAAUUUACAUGUAUGCACUAUCUGUUCAGCAUAAUCGAUCUUUAAAUUAUGGAAAUUCCAUAUUUUGCAGAAUCCCAAUCCAAUCCACCUUUUGCAUGAAUUCAAUGCUCUCAAUCCAAUCCACCUUUUAAUCCUUACCAUAUUAUUAGUAUUAUGUACCCAGGAACAUGUAUAACCAAGUGCAGUAUUGUAUAUAAGCUUUUCACACUCUUACAUGUUUAAAUGCUUGGAUGGUCAUAUUUGAUGAGUAGGACACUAGUUUCCUAUAUAAUUCUUUCUUUUAACAUGCUUACUCUACAAAAAAAAAUUCUAAAAUAAAGAUCUUGUUUUUCUGUACACUUAUUGUCUACUUUUUACAAUUUGUUACAUGACAAUUUUUGGGCUAUUUGUCUUGUUUUAGAGACUUCAGUUGAGGUUGAUAUACAUGUAGCCUAUAUUAUGAAUUCAUCAAAUAUGUCCAUCAUGGAGUAAUGAUUGUUAAGGGAGUUCAAUAUUGGUAGUUAGUACCAAGAAAUUUAAAGUGCCAUGUUAAAAGGCAUAUUCUGUAAAAAAAGUUGUUGCAUGUUAUUAUACAUUCAAUUUAUUUUCAAAUAUUCUCAUUGUUGAUUUAUACAAGUUUAUAUGUAGAUCUGAUAUUACUUGAAACAUUUUAGUUUAUGCCUCAGAUUUUCAUCUUCCUACUUGAAGUUUUAUGAGAAUGCCAUAUACUGAGUAAGGGGAUGUGGCAUUAGAGGAUGUCAUAUUUAAGGUCUGGUUUGAACUCUGAAUCACUUAUGUCUCAAAGAGAUAUCUUUAUGAGGCACAUCUGAGUCUCUUUCGAAUUCCAAGUACUGUUUUUUUUAGAGUUCAAUAUUGUUAAGAAAAACUAUAAAGCCAUAGAUCAGGAGUUUGUAUAUCAUGCAAUAAAAUGGUUGUUACUCUUAAUGAUCAUGAGUUGCACUUUCACGAACAAGAAGUGAACUGUGUUCUGGUUAAUUUUUCAUGGUUGAUGGGCCA
Messenger RNA from Owenia fusiformis, 3434 nucleotides. The record is from the annotation of a GenBank genome assembly. Lineage: Eukaryota; Metazoa; Annelida; Polychaeta; Sabellida; Oweniidae.